Molecule: messenger RNA, 2110 nt
Organism: Botrytis cinerea B05.10
Lineage: Eukaryota; Fungi; Ascomycota; Leotiomycetes; Helotiales; Sclerotiniaceae
Exons: 4
Coding region: 344-1810 (488 amino acids)
Source: RefSeq, a predicted model, not a curated record
GAACAUCCAAUCCCCUUCUCAACAUUGAAAUCAUUUUAGAUGUUGAGCUCAUUUGGAAUACCUGUACUAAAUUGAUAACAAUAUCUUCGGGACCUGUCUGCCUUCUUGGAAAAGCUGUUUUAAAUUCAGAUAUCUCAGCAAUGCAUAGACAGGAUAAUUAAAAGAGGAUAGUAUAAUAUUUGAGAAAGUCUUGAGGAGAGGUAGUUUUGUUAUCAGGGUGGAAGUAGCAUCGGACCCCGCCCCCGCCAUAUUAAGAACACUCCUUAUCAGCACCGCGAGAUUGCGUCCAUCGUUCGCAUGAAUCAAAUACACAACAUUGAAGAAGUAAGUGUCUCGUCAUAAAAUGAAAAAUUCUCAGUCUUUCAAGUCUCCGGAAAACUGGCUACAGCCCUCCAAGCGACACGUCAUUGGCUUCACUGCAUUCGUUGUCCUUAUCUUCGUCGUACAACUUCUACCAAACUUCGUGUCUUGGCAACUGACACCAUUGAUUGCCGGAGAGAUUGGUUUGUCCAAAUAUGAAAAGUUUCAGAGAUGCUCUGUAAAUACAUUUCUCGAGACCGGCUUGCCAUGGCUAGAAACAGCGUCACCGAUUGCACUCUCAGAAUUCGUCCAGCGGAGGGAUAAUCUAGCUGUCGCUCUUGAGAAUGAUGGAAUAGAUGCAUUUAUCGUUGAGCCAGGAUAUACAUUUCAGUAUUAUGCUAAUGUUAGUCAAAAGGCCUGGGAAGUUUGGGAGCCUGAAGAGCGACCGUUUCUCAUGAUCAUUACACCUCAUUUUGACAAAGGUUUGGGAAGAGUUGUUGCAAAAACAUCAUUUCUGGCACCCCAUUUCGAGGAAGGGAGAGUAAGAAUGCUCGGUAUGCCUUUCGAAGAGGACCUGUACAUCGUUACUUGGGAGGAACACUGGAAUCCUUAUUUGACGCUUUUGAAAAAUUGGCAUAUUGCCAUCGGCAAGAAAGAUGUAGGGCCCACUCAAGUGCCAAAGGUGAUGGUCGACGAAGAAAUGAGAGACUUCAUACAGAGAGGCCUUGGUGAAAAUGGCUUCGAAGUGGUGGGACUUGCUGGCAGUGUGAAACGAGUGAAGCAAACGAAAACAGUUGGUGAGGUAAAUAUCCUCAGGGCGGUCAAUACAGGGACUGUCGAAGCAUUGCGAGCUAUGAGGAAGUGUAUGGUGGCGGGCUUAACUGAAAAUGAGGUCAUGGAUGGACUUGACAGUACGAUGCGAGCUGGCGGGAUGGAUCCAUUCUUUGAUAUCGUGCUCUUUGAUGAGAAUGCUGCAAUGCCACAUGGUGGACCAAAUGGAAGCAAAAUCCUGGAAGAAGAGACCCUCGUGUUAAUUGAUGUUGGUUCUCAUCUAUAUGGAUAUUCUUCAGACAUUUGCCGAACAUUCUUUCCACCCUUCUUUUCGAAACCGGAAGAUUUUUCGCUUCUUUCACGAAUUGCCCAGCACAAAAUCGCGAUCUGGGAUGUAGUAUUCGAGGCACAAACUAAAGCUCUGGAUGCAUUGAGACCGCAUUCAUCAUGCGCUUCCGUAGAUAUAGCGGCUCGAACUGUCAUCACAGAUGCCGGCUACGAGAAAGCAUUUACACAUCGCGUUGGCCAUGGAAUCGGUAUCAAGGCACACGAGAGUCCUUAUUUGAACAAAGGAAAUAUCGAGGAAACCCUAAAUGCAGGCAUGGCGUUCACAUUAGAGCCUGGAGUAUACCUUGAAGAGAAGUUUGGGGUGAGGCACGAAGAUGUUUUUGUCGUGAGAGAGAACGGUGAAGCAGAUAUUCUGACGGGUUCUAGGGCGAAAGGCCCCUGGGAUCCAUGAUGCAGUGUGGAUGGGGGAUUGUAAUUGAAACAUAAGCGUUUGUCCGAAGCCCGAAAUAUGUUGCAGCAAUACACUGCAGGGUCGAUAUCGCCCAAACCAAUCAGUAGCUUAACGUUCGUAAUGAUCAGCCAAUGGAAACCGUUCCAUGUGACUAUUCAAGUUUUGUUGCACGUCGUAGGGCGAGAGGGCGAGAGGGCGAAGGAAAGGGCGAAGGGCGCGAAAGCCCGAGGCGUCAGGUGGUAAAGUAAAAGGGCGAGGGCCGACAAUUUCAUGUCAUUUUAUUAGCCGUUUCAUUGGCCA